Molecule: messenger RNA, 3682 nt
Organism: Eurytemora carolleeae
Lineage: Eukaryota; Metazoa; Arthropoda; Copepoda; Calanoida; Temoridae
Exons: 10
Coding region: 151-2778 (875 amino acids)
Source: RefSeq, a predicted model, not a curated record
AGAUCACCAGGCUAAACGGGGUUCCCCAUGUCUAGUCCAAUAUAUUUGGGACACCCUGUAUACCCUUGAAGGGAUCAACCUUGUCCCAGGAUUAAAGAGUUAGAUAAAUGUUUAGAUAACAGACAGCAGAUUAUUCACUUACAAUCCAAGAUGACGGUUUAUAUUAGGCAAUGGUUCCUACUCGGGGUACUUAUACAAUAUGGUUUACCAGCUGCCAUUGAUCAACAGUCAGCAGCACUCUCUGUGUCUAGAAGUCAGCUUCUUGACGCUAUUGAAGCAGUACGGAGUGCAACCACAGAGGAAGAGUUCAGAACAGCAGAAGCAGCGCUGCUGGUAGCCAUUGAAAAUGAUAAACUGAUUUCAGAUCCGGAUUUACUUGCGGCAUUAGCGCAGGAAAGAAGCGCGCGCAAAACAGCUGAUUCUACAUCUCUGGAGGAAUCAACAACUGAGUUUUCUACAGAAGGAAUGGCUGAUGAUCUUGUAGCGGCAAUAGAAGCUAUUCAUCAGGCCCAGGAGGAGGGGACAGAGAUAGACCUGAAGAGGGCUGAGGCUGCUCUUAUGGCUGCUAUCCAAGGGGAUGGCUUGGUUGUAAAUCCAGAUCUAUUUGAUGCAUUAGAUGUGAAAAGACCAAUACGAAAUAUCGGAAGUGAAAAUUUGAACAUGAAAACUUCAACUUGGAUGGGUUCUGAUUUAACAGAAAUCAACUUUACAACAGCAAGUUAUGAGGAUGUUGAGAUAACAUCCAGGACAAACAGUUUUGACAUCUCGAAUAUGAUUAAUAUAAAAACCUCUCAUAUGGAUUUGUCUGAAGUAAUGGCUAAAGAGUUAGUCAACACCUCUACAGAAUCCAUAGAAGCAGUAGAUGAGAACCAUGAAACUGAACAGACAACAGAUAUCUUCCAAGAAGCCUUAGAGACAACUGCUUUCUCUUCAGAAGUUGCAGAAACAACUGCUAAUUCCAUUGAAGAGGAGAAAGUUGAUAAUUCCGAAGAAUCAAGAACUUAUUAUCCUAUAGUUGAAGAAACAACAAACAUAAGUUCUGACAAGUCAACAACUUUUAGGCUUGAUAUUAAAGAAGAUACUGAUUCUUUAAACACAGCUAAGUUUGAAGAGUCUUUUGAAACAACAAACUCUCAAAGAAUAGAUGAAAUGACAACUGAAACUUCCGCAAUGACAACAAACCCACAUGGCAGAAGUGAAUUGACAACUGAAAAACAUGAAGCUUCUGAUAUGACAACCGAAAAUCAUGAAGCUUCUGAUAUGACAACGGAAAAUCAUAAAGCUUCUGAUAUGACAAUGGAAAAUCUUAAAGCCUCUGAUAUGACAACCGAAAAUCAUAAAGCUUCUGAUAUGACAACUGAAAAUCAUAAAGCAUCUGAUAUGAUGACCAAAAAUCAUGAAGCUUCUGAAAUGACAACCGAAAAUCAUAAAGCUUCUGAUAUGAACAACUCUCUAGAAAUCAGUGAAAUUAUUGCAGAAAUCCAAGAAACUACAAUUGACCCUAUUCCAGGUUCUGAGCCUUCAAUAAUUUUCCAAGAGGAAACAGAAAAAACAACCAUUGACCCAAUUGUUGCUAGGGAGGCACCAGAACUUCAAAUCUUUCAGGAAGACCUGGACAUAAACGAAACGGAAAAAGAAACAACUGCCUCCUCAAUGAGUGAGACAACACAAACAGAUGCCAAGGAAGUCAAUGAAGAUAUCUUUGUAAGUGAAGUAGCAGAUAUCAACUGCAGUAAUGAGAAGCGCAGAUUUGAUCCCUCAGGGAUUAUCACGGAUCCUAGUUCAACAGAAGAAGCUGGUUCCUUUAAUGAAUAUGAUUAUCCAGAAAGCAGAACUCCAGCACCAGCAUUGGCUCAAGACUAUUGGACCCCAAGCGUUGAGCAAUCCUAUGAAUCGGAACAAUCUCAAUCAGAAAAUGAGCUGAGCAAGUAUAGUUCUGAUUACCUUGAUGAAAUCCAAACUGCUUGGGAGCAAGAAGUCGUUCAUGCUGAACUUGAAAACCAUCAAUCAACAGAGGAAAUUAUUGAUUAUGUUCCCGUGGAUGUUUUCACUUUUCCAACCAAGACUCAGAACGUAUUUGAUGAUUAUGAUGAAGAGGCAAGGAUAGCUUCCUACCUGGAGAUCAAUGAUGCUAUUGCAGCGCUUAAUGAAUUGAGCAAUUCCCAAAUCCCUGCUGUCAACAACUCUGCUGAGAAUGAAGAGGAGAACCUGGGAUCUGAGGAUAUUGUUGAUGUGAUCCGGAACUUUAUAUCAGAACAAGAUCCACUGUUAGAACUAUUCCUAUCCGUCUGCUUUGUUCAUCCAAACUGUGUUCAGUUGGAGACUCCAUUGCCAGUAUCUGAGCUGGGAGCAGAAGGAAGGGAUAUUCUCAUUCAAUUACAGGAGAGGCGAAGUGAGUCUGCUCGACUAUCAUUGUUGAAGAAAAUGGACUCCGUACAUUUAAAAAACAAGCAGUACAUGUUCCAGGUGAUAGGUGAAGAAGUAGGGAGGAGGGGAGUUUCAAUUGCAGCAACUAAAAAUAUUAUAGAUGCAGUAAAGGCUGUUUGGGAGUCUGUAAAGAAGGAUCUUGAUUACGUUGUAUUCAGCAUUCAUGAGAUAUUCUCCUCUCAAUUACCAACAUCACCCGCCAGAAGAAUAGGUAUUGCGCAGAUAGCGGAUAUAUUGCCGCGUAUUCCUGAACAUGUUCUAGUUCAGUACAAAGACGCAGCAGCACAUGGAUACUCCAGGUACAGGGAAUAUGCCUCUUGGGACUCCUGGAAGAAAUCCACGAGGCACUAGAGUUUAUAAUUACACGCGGCAUUGAAAUUGAACAGCUGAUGCGUACCGCGGACCUUCUACAUUCUGGUGUAGCGUGAAAUUGUGUCCCCGUUGUAUGUGAUCCACCUAGUCCAGUAGUCCUAUACCUUUUUGAUCCAAAUUUAUUAUCAGUUAAUAACCUUUUUAACUGCUCUAUAAUCAUACCCAACAUAAAAUAUUAUAGUUUUCGUCGCUCAACCCAACAAUGAGAAUACAUGUAUGGGCACACUAGGUGUCCCACUAAACAGGCCAGUGAGACACGACUUAAUAAAGGUCAUCUUUGAGCUUUGAAAUGAUCUACAAAAUUAUUGAAUUAAUAAACAAAAAAUUCCUCUUGUCCUGACAUCAAUGUAUGCCUCAAAUUAUCUCAAAGAGCAAAGUAGACAUUCAAGUUGUCUAUUAACUGUCAUGUUUCGUUGGACACUCUUAAUCUACAAAGAAUAUUUUUACCGUUCUUUUAUUGGACACUGUGAAAGGCCAACGCUGAUAAUAAGAUGUUAAAAGAAUAAAAUAAUUGAACUGUUAAGUGAUAAAAGUAAAUGACAACUGUAUUUAAUGAAAAUUGUGUUAGGUCUGUUCUGUUAUUCUUGCACAUUUUCUUAUUUAAUUCUUAUAUAAUGCAAAAAAAAAAUAUUCAGGAUUUUUUAUGCGGGACAUUAUUUCACGCUACAAUGGAGCUUCGGCGGGGAAUCUAUACAUGAAUAAUUCGUUCUCCUCGAUCCUUUCUAUUCUGUACAACUUUACACCAUGUACAACAUACAGCUGUACAUUUGAACAAUUAUACAAUUAGAAAUAUACAAUAAUAUUCUUUGCUCAGAACCAAUCAAAAUCUUGUAAAUAAACGUAUUACUUAUUUAUUUAAAAUUUAUGUAUCUACUUGAAUGAA